This is a messenger RNA of Urocitellus parryii (Arctic ground squirrel), 2592 nucleotides long. Lineage: Eukaryota; Metazoa; Chordata; Mammalia; Rodentia; Sciuridae. The record is from RefSeq and is a predicted model, not a curated record.
AUACUGAGUGCCAACCCUAUGAAUGUCAACAAUGUGGUGAAGCCUUUUCUUCUCUCCCAGCUGUUCAAAGACACAUGAGAACACACAGUGGAGGUAAACCUUUUCAAUGUGAGGUAUGUGGGAAAGCCUUUCAUUCCCGCACUUUAUUUAGAAAACAUGAAAGAACUCAUUCUGGAGAGAAACUCCAUAAAUAUAAACAAGGUGGUAAAACUUUGGUUUCAUUCACAAGUCUUCGAUGUCACAUGAUCAGACACACUGGGAAAGCACAUUUCAAAUGUAAGGUAUGUGGAAAAGACUUUGCUUAUCCCAGUUUACUUAGAAUACAUCAGAGAACGCAUACUGGAGAGAAGCCCUAUGAAUUUCAGCAAUGUGGGAAAGCCUUCAGUACUUCAUCUUACCUCCAGAUACACGAAGGGACUCAUACAGGAGAGAAGCCCUAUGAGUGUAAGCAGUGUGUGAAAGGCUUCACUCAGUCUGCUCACCUUCACUCUCAUGAGCAAACUCAUACUGGAGAGAAGCCCUAUCAAUGUCAACAAUGUGGAAAAGCCUACACUACUUCAUCUUACCUUCAGAUAAAUGAACAAAUCCAUGCUGGAGAGAAGCCCAAUGAAUGCCAAGAAUGUGGAAAAGUCUUCACUACUUCUUCUAACCUUCAGAGACAUGAACRAACUCAUACUAGGGAGAAGCCCUAUGAACGUAAGCAGUGUGGCAAAGCUUUUGCUCAGUCUUCUAACCUUCACUCAUAUGAAAACACUCAUAUGGCAGAGAAAUCCUAUGAAUGCCAACAAUGUGGAAAAGUCUUCAGUACUUUUUCUAACCUUCACAGACAUGAACGGACGCAUACUGGAGAGAAGCCCUAUGAAUGUAAGCAGUGUGGCAAAGCCUUCACUCAGUCCACUUACCUUCACUCACAUGUGAAAAUUCAUACUGGAGAGAAGCCCUAUGUAUGUAAACUGUGUGGAAAAGCCUUUGCUACAUCUCCUCAGCUUCGCGUACAUAAACGAACUCAUACUGGAGAGAGGCCCUAUGAAUGUAAGCAGUGUGGCAAAGCCUUCAUUCAUUCUGGUGACCUUCGCUCCCAUGAGCGAACUCAUACUGGAAUGAAGCCCUAUGAAUGUAAGUGGUGUGGCAAAGCCUUUGCUACAUCUUCUCAGCUUCACACACAUGAACGAACUCAUACUGGAGAGAAGCCCUAUGAAUGUAAACAAUGUGGUAAAGCCUUUGCUAGAUCUGGUGACCUUCACAUACAUGGAAGGAUGCAUACUGGAGAGAAGCCCUAUAAAUGUCAACAAUGUGGAAAAGACUUUGCUGCAUACUCUCACCUUCACAAACAUGAAAGGACKCAUACUGGAGAGAGGCCCUAUGAAUGUAAACAGUGUGGGAAAGCCUUCAUUGACUCCUCUAACCUUCACAGACAUGAAAAAAUCCAUACUGAAGAGAAGCCCAAUGGAAGUCAACAUUGUGGAAAAACUUUUGAUACAUCCAGUGAACCUCACAUGCAUGGAAGAACUCACAAAGAAGAGAAGACCAAUGAAUGCCAACAAUGUGGAAAAGUCUUCAGUACUUCUUCUUACCUUCAGGUACAUGAACGGACACAUACUGGAGAGAAGCCCUAUGAAUGUAAGCAGUGUGGCAAAACCUUUGGUAGAUCUUCUCAGCUUCACAUACAUAAACGAACUCAUACUGGAGAGAAGCCCUAUGAAUGUAAGCAGUGUGGAAAAGCCUUCACUGACUCCUCUAACCUUCACAGACAUGAAAGAACACAUAAUAGAGAGAAACCUUAUGAAUAUCAACACUGUGGGAAAGGCUUCACUAUGUCAACUUACCUUCAGAUGCAUGAACAAAUCCAUACUGGAGAGAAGCCCAAUGAAAGUCAACAUUAUGGAAAUACCUUUGAUACAUCCAGUGAACCUCACAUGCAUGGAAGAACUCCCACAGAAGAAAAGACCAAUGAAUGCCAACAAUGUGGAAAAGUCUUCACUACUUCUUCUUCCCUUCAGAUACAUGAACAGACACAUACUGGAGUGAAGCCCUAUGAAUGUAAGCAGUGUGGCAAAGCCUUCAUUCAGUCUGGUCACCUUCGCUCCCAUGAGCAAACUCAUACUGGAGGGAAGCCCUAUAUAUGUAAGUGGUGUAACAAAAUCUUUGCUAGACCUUCUCAGCUCCUCAUACAUGAAAGAACUCAUACUGGAGAGAAGCCCUAUGAAUGUAAACAAUGUGGUAGAGCCUUUGCUAGAUCUGGUGACCUUCGCACACAUGGAAGGAUGCAUACUGGAGAGAAACCCUAUAAAUGUCAACAGUGUGGAAAAAACUUUGCUGCAUGCUCUCAGCUUCACAGACAUAAAAGGAUACAUACUGGAGAGAGGCCCUAUGAAUGUCAACAGUGUGGAAAAGCCUUUGCUACAUCCUCUAACCUUCACAAACAUGAAAGACUGCAUACUGGAGAGAAACCCUAUGUCAAACAUGUGGUAGAGCCUUUGGUAGGUCCUGUGAACUUCAUGUACAUGCAAAAAUACAUACUGGAGAAAAGCCCUAUGAAUGUAAACAAUGUGGAAACGUCUACACUACUUCUUCUUCCCUUGUGAUACAUGA